CGAGGCGGGCGGCGCUUUCAUGUCAAGUCGAUUGAAGUUGGCGGCAAUGUGUUUUAAUUUAGCAGCACGCCGGCCAAUCAGGUGUCACCCCCGGCCCCGCCGGCCACGCCCCGCACCGUGGGGCCGCGCAGUCCAACCCUUUGCGUGUCGGUGGCGUCCGCUCGGGUUGUGCGCGUGCGGGAGAGACGUGCGGGCCAGAGGGAGCCGCAUUCUCUGCUGCCCCACCAUAGCGCUGCGAGGCCCGCCCGUUCUUUGUUUUCGCAGCGCGCGCGUGUCACUGGCCCGCAUCUGCCAGACAGACGUGUGGGAGGGGCGGGGCGGGGUGCGGCUGGCGGGGACGCGACGGGCCCGUCCUGUCGUUCCGCCGUCUGGCCGUCGUAUCGCUCGGGGAGGGCGUCGGGCCGUCGGGCCGCCGACGGCUGCGUCAAGCCGUCGUUCCCGCGGGCACGCACACUCCCAUAGUACCAGGGCCAGGUCUCGUGGACCGACACCCGCGGUGUGCUCGGGCCCCGGGUGCCAGGCGGUAGGGCAUUAUGCACUGACAGGUGUCGGGGGGAAGGGGGAGAGUUAUCUUCCUUCCGCCCUACCUGUCAAAGUUAACGCCAAUGGCUGAACUUCGUGAACAGUGAUCGGGCGCCGGGAUGGGCGUGACGUAGCGGUCGGUGCCGGGCCCGCGCCCCCGUCCCCGGACGACCCCGUUGGUGCGCGGUCGGAGGCGAUCGUCGGAGUCCCGAGCACAGACCCAUGUUCUCUUCGCUGCGGCUGGCGCGGAGUCGGAGCACCAGUAGCACGACUAGCUGCACGGGGGGCGGGGAGAAGGAGGCCACCGUCAACGGCGACGUCGACAGGCACGGCGACAGGCCCGGGCACAUCGAGCGCCACGUGUACCAGGUGACGCCGCAGGGCCCGCCGGGGCCGCAGCGGCCCAAGCAGACGCACGGCGCGCCGCUCAGCGGGGCGCCCAAGGGCCUGUCGUCCUGCCCCACGUCCCCGCUCCUCUCGGGCAAGCCCCCCAAGACACCCCGCAGCCUCGCGCGGAGGGGCUCCUCGAAAUGGGGCCUCGACAAGGCGCUGUGCCCGUCCAUAGGCAGCCUGCGCGACCGGGCCACCCUCGGCUCGCGAUGGGACGACGACAUCAUGGUGGACCCCCUGCGCGGCGGCGGCCGUGGCGGCCGGAGCUCGUCCGACGUGUGCACGUGCUCCAAGGUGACGCGCUUGGCCGUGACGAGGGAGGACGGCUGCCUCGGCAUCACGGUGCGGGGCGGCGCGCCCGCCGCGCUGGUCAUCUCCAGCGUGCACCCGGGCGGCCCCGCCGACAGGGAAGGCUCUAUCCGGCCCGGUGACCGCCUGCUCGCCGUCGACGGCACCAACCUGCAGCUGGCUGACCUGUCCACGGCGCACACCGCACUCCGCGGCCACAAGGCAAACCACCAGGGCCAUCACCAGGGCCACCACCCGGGGCACCGCGCGGGUGACUCGGCCGUCGCCGUGCUCACCAUCGAGUACUCGGUGUGCGUGGUCGGCGCGGUGGUGGGCGCGCAGGGGCCUCUGCUCGUCGAGCUCGCCCGCCCGCCGACCCACCAGCUGGGGCUCACCCUCCGCACCGACCGGACCGGCUCCAGGACGGCCGUCAUUGUGGACGACAUCAAGCCGGCCAGCGUGGCCGACAGGAGCGGGGCGUUGCACCGCGGCGACCAGAUCCUGGCCGUGGAUGAUGUCCGCGUGGAGGGGACGGACCUGGUGGCCGGUGACGUCGCGCUGCUGCUGGCCGGAGGCGGCGAGGGCGGCGCCGUGUUGCGCUUGGAGAUCCUGCCGGCACACUGUCUCCGCCCCGCGUCACACCAGCAGUUCGGCGGCGUCCACCAGCGGUCACCCUGCCCCUCCGAGUCGGAGCUCUCCGCCUACAAUGCGCUGCGCUCCCUCCGCAGCUACGACAACGGCUCACUAGCUAGCAGCGCGGGGGGCUCCGGCUCAGCGGGGCUGGUGAGCCACACCGAGAGCCUGUCGGUGGUGUUGCACCCCGAGCCUCUCUCCGGGUACGGCCUUGGCGUCCGUGCAUCGGGGGUGUCCAGGACUCCCACCGUGAGCGCGCUGCACCCGGACGGGCCAGCGGAGAGGUCGGGCUGCCUCCAGAUUGGAGAUCGCAUCCUGGCCGUCGACGACAGAGAGGUGGAUGCGGAACAGCUGGCGAUGCUGUUGGACAGCCCUGGGCCGCCCUUGGCGCUCACGGUCACGUUUUCAGUCGCAGAGUCAGUCGUCCCUGCCAGUGGGGUGUUCACGGUCAAGCUGGCCAAAUGCAGGCCUGGCCUCGGGAUCACCAUUACAGGCAACAAGUCCGGGGAGUAUCUCUACAUCUCCGACAUCAAGCGCGGAUCGGUGGCGCACCGCUCGGGCACGCUCGCCGUCGGGGACCGUCUGCUGGAGAUCGACGGCCUGAGUCUGAGCGGCCCGAGUGGACUCGGUCCAGGUGGCAGAGACCUAGGCAGGGCCUUGGACCACGCGGCCCGCAUUCUGCACAACAGUGGUGACGUGGUGACGCUCAAGGUCCUCAAGGACGAGGUGCCGUCAGAGUUGUCCAGCAACUGGAGCGGAUGGGGGUCUGCAGCUGGUGGCUGGGUGAGUGGCUGGCCACGCAGCAUCGAGUACCCCCUGGAGUGCCCCGGUCCUGUGAGCCCCGCCGAGUACUCCAUCGAGUACACCGUGGAGCUGGUCAGACACGGCGGCCCUCUCGGUCUCACCAUCGCGGGCUCCGAAGACCCCUCAGACUCAGUCACCAUCUCCGGCCUCACGCCAGGAGGUCUAGCUGAACAAACCGGGGCACUUCACGUUGGCGACCGUCUGCUCGCCAUCAACUGCGAGUCCCUGAGGGGUCGCCGUCUGUCCGAGGCCAUCGCGCUGUUCCAGCACUCGGCCGACGUGGUCACGCUGAAGAUCGCCCGCGGGCGCCCUGGGGCGCACCUGGCGCAGCGGGAUCGCAUCCCUGGCGACCACUGUCGUUUGGGCGGACUGGCCUCCUCUCCAUCGGCACCGCACCCCGCCAUCCCGUCGGUGGACAGCGCCGUCGAGUCGUGGGACUCCUCCCCCUCGCAGCGGAACACUUCUCCGACGGGCACGCCCUGUCCUGGAGGGCCUGGUGUGGGGGCCAGGGUCAGGCUCACCCCGCUCCCUGCAGGCCCGCUAGGGCCGGGACCCCCCGCGGGGCCCGGCGGCGGCCCCACGCCGGGCCAGCCCCUCUCGCGCAGGGCAGGGAGCUGCCCCAGCCUCGACUGUUUGCUUCAGACGGAAACGACCGGCAACAACGCUGAGUGGGACGGGUCCCUAGAAGACUUGGACUCGGCAGCAGCGACAGCGGCGGCCACCCAGUCGCGCACAGUGGCUGCUUCCUCGGCAGACAUGGGUGCGUUAGCUAUUGCUGACGACUGCGUAGCCAUGCCACCCUCCUCCCCGAUCUCGCCGCCUGCCAACUUUCGGCAAGGCCUCAUCCAGGGCCCAUGGGACGGCCACGGUCAGGGCCUGGGUCAUGCGCUGGAAGCGCCCCCGUGGCCGAGACCAGGGCUGCGGCCACCCCCUUCCCCCUCGCCCGGAGUAGGGCGCCUAACCGCCGCCAAGGCGCUAAACAACGACUGGCAGCAGCGACAGAGGCAACAGCAACAGCAGAGGGACGCUGCCGUGGACAACCUAGUCACUUCAACGAAGUUGUCUUCAUUCCAGUGGACCAACAAUAACGGAUCUCUGCAGCGACAACGGGAGACUGACUCAGCCUCGAACGACAGUUCUCUGCGCAAUCUGGACGACUUCUCAGAGCUUAAUAACAAUCUCCUGAGAGCACGAGAGCGGUCCGUGGGAGGCGGUGGUGCUCAGCUACAUCAGGCAGGAAGACAUUUCAUUUUCAAUGAGCAGCUCGACUUGGAAGUGAAUAGGGGCAGAGCCUCAUCCCUGUUACUUGAGGAAUCUGCGGCAGAGGCCUUGCGACCCAAAGACCUAGAUCAGAGCCUCCAAAACCCCAUGGAACUAUAUCAG
Messenger RNA from Frankliniella occidentalis (western flower thrips), 4020 nucleotides. It is a transcript of the gene Grip, whose product is annotated as glutamate receptor-interacting protein 2. Gene Ontology annotation, biological process: neurotransmitter receptor transport, endosome to postsynaptic membrane. NCBI's taxonomy places the organism in Eukaryota, Metazoa, Arthropoda, Insecta, Thysanoptera, Thripidae. Gene Ontology annotation, molecular function: protein binding. The record is from RefSeq and is a predicted model, not a curated record.